Molecule: messenger RNA, 3375 nt
Organism: Salvelinus fontinalis (brook trout)
Lineage: Eukaryota; Metazoa; Chordata; Actinopteri; Salmoniformes; Salmonidae
Product: acetylcholinesterase-like
Exons: 11
Coding region: 439-2319 (626 amino acids)
Biological process (GO): acetylcholine catabolic process; choline metabolic process
Cellular component (GO): plasma membrane
Molecular function (GO): acetylcholinesterase activity
Source: RefSeq, a predicted model, not a curated record
UCAUUUUUUUCUCAUUCGUGGAGCGCUUUAUCAGCGGCCGUCUCCCCCGUCGUCCUAGCAGCAUAGUAAGGGUCACUACCCCCACUCAAUACAGAGAGAGAGAGAGAGAGACGGGCACAUUAAACAAACACCUAGGGCUGACAGAACAGCAAAGACCGUACUUAAACCGCGCGUCUUUGCUCCCCGACUACAAAACCCUCCCUCACCCCCUAACUGUGCUGAGGACACUGGGUUUAACGUCGUCUAAAUAGGUUUGACAGUGCGAGGAGGGUCGCUUGUCUCCCACGGGAUUCUGCGAAGCAGCGUCCUUAGCCGGGUUGGACCCACUAGGCUACUAACUAGCCAGAUCUGAGGGACUCCAGACAGAACAGAGUCCGCAAACUUCUGACUACCUGAGACCAGAACCAGGAAGUAAACAACACAGAAAACAACAACAUCAUGAAGACCUCCACCGUCUUCCUCCUCCUCUCGCUCCUCGCCUCACUCUCUUGUUCCCAGAGCGAUUCUCCGGAACUCAUCGUGACAACGCGUGCAGGAAGCUUACGCGGCAUCCGCCUACCGACGCCCGACAGGAGUCACGUGACCGCUUUCCUCGGCAUCCCAUUCGCCGAGCCCCCGCUGGGCAAGAAGCGCUUCCGUAAGGCGGAGCCCAAGAAGCCGUGGUCGGGAGUGUUCGACGCUAGCUCCUACCCCAACGCCUGCUAUCAGUUCAUUGACACCUCUUUCCCCGGGUUCCAAGGAUCUGAGAUGUGGAACCCGAACAGGGAGAUGAGUGAGGACUGCCUAUACCUCAAUGUCUGGGUCCCAACCUCCCCCAGACCUCACAACCUCACCGUGAUGGUGUGGAUCUACGGUGGAGGCUUCUACAGUGGCUCCUCGUCCCUGGAUGUGUAUGAUGGACGUUACCUGGCCCACUCUGAGAAGGUGGUGGUGGUGUCCAUGAACUACCGUGUCGGGGCCUUUGGUUUCCUGGCUCUUCCUGGCUCUUCGGAGGCCCCUGGGAAUGUGGGGCUCCUAGACCAACGCAUGGCCCUCCAGUGGGUCCAGGAUAACAUACAUAUGUUUGGGGGCAACCGCAAGCAGGUGACCAUAUUUGGGGAGAGUGCAGGAGCAGUCUCUGUAGGAAUACACCUCCUGUCCCCAGACAGCCGCCCCACCUUCACCCGAGCCAUCCUCCAGAGUGGAGUCCCUAACUGUCCCUGGGCCACUGUUACGCCCGCUGAAGCCCAGCGGAGAGCUGCCAUGUUGGGGAAACUGGUGGGCUGUCCCUCUGGGGGUAACGACACAGAGCUGGUGGACUGUCUCCGUAACAAGCCCCCCCAGGACCUCAUCGACCAGGAGUGGCAGGUCAUGCCAUGGUCGGCCAUCUUCCGUUUCUCCUUCGUGCCGGUCAUCGAUGGCGUGGUCCUUCCUGACAACCCAGAGGCCAUGCUGUCAUCAGGCAACAUCAAAGACACCCAAAUCUUGCUGGGAGUCAACCAGGACGAGGGCUCCUUCUUCCUCCUCUACGGAGCCCCCGGCUUCAGCAAGGACAACGAGUCAUUGAUCUCCCGUGAGGACUUCCUGGAGAGCGUGAAGCUGAGUGUCCCGCACGCCAACGAAAUCGGCCAGGAGGCUGUGGUGCUGCAGUACACUGACUGGUUCGAUGAGAACAAUGGAGUGAAGAACCGAGACUCCCUGGAUGACGUGGUCGGAGACCAUAAUGUCAUCUGCCCUCUGCAGCACUUUGCCAGGACCUACUCCCAGCUCCACUCUAACCUGGGUGCCAACAAUGGACAACAGGCGGGCAACGCUGGGGCCAUGACCAAGGACGGGAACUCACAAAGUGGAGUGUACCUGUACCUGUUUGACCACCGUGCAUCUAACCUGGCGUGGCCUGGGUGGAUGGGCGUUAUCCAUGGUUACGAGAUAGAGUUUGUGUUCGGCAUGCCACUGGAGAAGAGACUCAACUACACAGCCGAGGAGGAGAAACUGAGCCGACGCAUGAUGAGAUACUGGGCUAACUUCGCACGCACCGGUAACCCCAACAUCAAUUUUGACGGCAGUGUGGAUAGCAGGCAGAGGUGGCCGCAGUUCACCAACAGUGAGCAAAAACACGUGGGGCUGAACACAGAAUCUCUGAAGAUCCACAAGGGCCUGCGGAACCAGCUGUGUGCAUUCUGGAACCGCUUUCUGCCACGCCUCCUCAAUAUCACCGAUAACAUAGACGAGGCAGAGCGUCAGUGGAAGGUGGAGUUCCAUCGUUGGUCCUCCUACAUGAUGCAUUGGAAGAGCCAGUUCGACCAUUACAGCAAGCAGGAGCGCUGCACUGACCUCUGAGGAGAGGGGAGAGUGAGAGAGAUGCCGACCAUGUCCUUCCAUAUUAUCCUACAUGUCUUCAUGUGAUAUGUUGAGGCUUGGUAUGUUGAGGCUUGAUAUGUUGAGGUUAUUAUAUUUAACUCAAUGUGUUUUUUCUGGUUUCCAUUGGGAGGUUAUAGCAGGUCCAUAAGACUAUCCAUCAGACAGGAGUUAUGGAAGGAGGUGGUCAUUGAUGAAGAGUUUAAAUAGGUGUGUGUGUGUGUGUGUGUGUGUGUGUGUGUGUGUGUGUGUGUGUGUGUGUGUGUGUGUGUGUGUGUGUGUGUGUGUGUGUGUGUGUGUGUGUGUGUGUGUGUGUGUGUGUGUGUGGUACGACUGAACCUCUGGGUCCCACCCACCUCACUUUUUUUUUUACUUAACUUUAUUAUUUUCCAGUUGAUACAAGUUUCAUGAUCUGCUCAUUUGAAAUGAUCUUUAUUUAAAACAGCUAGUGUUGUCUGUCUAUGUAUCUGUUCACAUGUCUUGAUCUCAUAUAUCCUUCCCUCUGGUAAUAUAGUGCUGUUCAUUGUAUCUCUGUGUAGUGUCUUCAGCUGUCUCAAAUAGUGCACCACUUGGCUCUGGUCAAAGUAGUGCACUAGGAAGAGUACUACAUAGGGAAUAGAGUGUGAUUUGGGAUUGAGUCUGUGUGGGUCCAAAUGUAAAACCUAAAACCACUGAUCAACUGUUAUGUUAGUCUAGGAAUCUGGAGCCAUGUAAAUCCCUGUGUUCUGGGUUAGAAAAGAACUGCACUGAAACAGUUUGUGUGUGUGUGUGUGUGUGUGUGUGUGUGUGUGUGUGUGUGUGUGUGUGUGUGUGUGUGUGUGUGUGUGUGUGUGUGUGUGUGUUACACUGUAUGUAAUCAUGUGUUAUGUUACAUGUCCAUCUUGUUGAUCGCUGAACUCUGCUUUAGUAUUGGUUUUCAAUCCAUAGUGUGUUUAUGAACUGUGUAUGCACUUGUCUGCAUAUAUUCACAUACCUCUGUCAAUCACCUAUAUGUAGCUAAGCUAACCCCCAUGUUUGUUUUAGUGCUUAAUAUUAUAU